AUGAACACCCCCGAAAGCCCCCAAGAUGUCGCCAUGUCCUUUGCCCUCGACUCCCAUCUCAACGUCAACGCCCCCGUUCCUCAAUACGUGCGAGACUCAUCUUCGUCUACACCCACUCACUCGUACGACACUAGCAGCCUCCCAGACUACAAAGAGCCAGGCUACGACUAUGUUGCGGGUUUCGGCUUCCGUCGGACCCCAUCCCCAGGCUCCGGGUCCAACCAUCUCGUCCCCUCGCCUACCCAGCGCCGCACGUGGGAAGUCAACACCGAUGUGCGCAUGAAAAUCCUCUCUGACCGUCAGGAUCGCAUCGAAAGCCGCCAGUCCGGCUCUGAAGCCAUGCAGGAAUCGCUGGACGACCGCAUGGACAUGAUCUCGGAGCGUCAGGACGUCGAUUCCAUGCGCAUCAGCAGCAUCCGCAAGGACCUCGAAGAGAUUCAGGACGCGCUGCGCAACGGGUUUCGUGGGACUUGGACCAGCGAUCAUCCCGCAUUCUCCAGACCGGAGCGUGGUGGUCGUCCCACGGGGCUGGCAAAGAAAGCCCGCGCUCAUCCUUUGCGAGGCGCGAAGGGGAGCUCCGUCAAGCACAAGCAUUCGCGGGAUGACGAAAAUGAAGAUGAGGGUGACGCGGUUCCGUGUCCCAAGCGCCGCAAGCCGUCGCCCUCGGCUGGGACUAGACCUAUCGUCCUUCCUCCCAGUGAUCACUUUAGCGAUAGCGACACGGAGAUGAUGGACAGCGAGGAUAUCAGAGUCAUCGAGUGCGCAACGGUUUAUGCCAUGGCAAAGAACGCGAGGCCUACUACAAAGGGCGAAGCGAAGGGCAAAAAGGCGGCGUCCAAGGCUCCCGCCCCGGCCCCUGCUCCCGCCCCCGCUCAAAACAACCCACAAGCUCCCGCUCAACCUCCCCGGCAUGCUCAUCCUCGCUACGGACUGAGGAACCUCAACCAAAUGCAGGAGGAUAGGGAGAGGAGAGAGGCGGCGAAGCAGGCUGCCGACGCAGCGCGACGACAAGAGGCGCAAGAUAAGAGAUUAGCCGCGAAGAGGAAGAGAGAGGUGGCGGCGCAGCAGAGAGAGGGGCGCAAUAAGACGGAGACUGCGAAGAGGGAGACAGAUGCGGCGGCGAGGGCGAAGGGAGCGGCGAACAGGACUGCGAGGAGGGAGAAGAGUGGAUCUCAGCCGGCUCCUCCUCCACAGCAGGAUCAGCAGCAGAAUGAGGGACAAGAUCAAGAACAGCAAGACGACGGCCAACAGCAGGACGAUGGCCAGCAACAGGACGAUAGUCAACAAGAUGCUGGUCAACAAAACGGCAGACAGCAGGACGACCAACAUCAGGACGGCGAACAGCAAGAUAACGGCCUGCAAAGCCAGCAGCAGCAAGAGCCGUGUCAAGAACAUGAGGAGGAUAAUGAGCAACAGGAUGAGCGACAGGAUGAGCAGCAGGUCGAAAACGAUCAGCAAGACAACCAGGUGCAGCAAGCUGGCGAGGUGCAGGAACAGAAAGAUGAAGAACCAUAA
Messenger RNA from Colletotrichum aenigma, 1515 nucleotides. RefSeq lists its product as uncharacterized. The transcript has a single exon. The coding region runs from base 1 to 1515 and encodes 504 amino acids. NCBI's taxonomy places the organism in Eukaryota, Fungi, Ascomycota, Sordariomycetes, Glomerellales, Glomerellaceae. The record is from RefSeq and is a predicted model, not a curated record.